GUUCUGAACAUAAAAACUGUGUUUAAAGUCGUGGCAGGAUACCUCACGAUUGCUUCAAGCUUUGACUUGUUGAUUCGUAACUCUUCGUAUGAUCAACUAAUCGCCGCCGUUAAUACCUGUGUGCUGCCUGCUGGUGCUAAUCUGAUUCAAAUGACCGAGGGGUGUGUGUGUCUAAAAGUCCAAGUAGAAAGUCUUACAGCUCUUGAAACACUGUGGUGUUUAUACAAGGAUGGGACACUAAAAGCAAGCUUACAAGCCUUGUUGGUCACAGAUGAAAUAAAAGAACUUGCUAGCGGAGAACAUGUCGAAGCGGUGGUAACCAUUGACGAACAAGAGUACGAGAAAGUCCGCAACAAGUUGGCUUAUGAACCACAAGGUAAAUACUGA
Messenger RNA from Porites evermanni, 387 nucleotides. The record is from the annotation of a GenBank genome assembly. Lineage: Eukaryota; Metazoa; Cnidaria; Anthozoa; Scleractinia; Poritidae.